AUGACCAGUUUUAAACCCUUAAAUGUCAAGAAGUAUCCCAAAACUGGACAGGUGGUUACACCGGACACAGAAUACUGGAAAAGAUUGAGUGUUCCCACAUUGGCCAAGGAGUUUGGUGCCAUCGAUUAUAUUGAUUUUUCACCCAUUGAACCACACUACUUUGCCGUGACCUGUUCCGUGAGGGUGCAAAUCUACAAUCCCAUAACGAAAUUAGUUGUCAAGAAUUUGUCACGUUUUCAAGAGACAGCCUAUGGUGGAACCUUCCGACAAGAUGGACGUCUGUUGGUGGCUGGUGAUGAACAGGGUCUGGUGAAGUUGUUCGAUACUUCAAGUAAAAAUGUGCUGCGUCUAUUCAAGGGUCAUAAAGCGCCGGUGCAUAGAGUCAAUUUCACAUCGGACCUGUUGCAUAUUGCCAGUUUUUCAGAUGAUAAAACGGUAAAACUAUGGGAUGUGGCCAGCGAAAAAUCGAUUCACACAUUCGCCUCCCAUGAUGACUAUAUACGAGCUGGUACAGUAAAUCCAGUCUCUGCCGAUGUUAUUGUUUCCGGAGGUUAUGAUGGUAAAAUUAAUUUGUACGAUACACGUACCAAAGAAGUUACUAUGACUGUGGAUCAUGGCAGUCCGGUGGAGUCAUUGCUUUUCCUACCAACUGGUGGUAUUUUCAUUAGUGCUGGUGGCACGGAAGUUCGUGUUUGGGAUGCUUUUGCUGGCUGCCGUCUUUUGACAAAACUUUCGCAACAUCAUAAAACCGUUACCUGUUUACGUUUGGGUUCCAAUGGAAAACGUAUCCUCUCCGGAGGUUUAGAUCGUCAUGUCAAAAUUUACGAUGUAUCUACAUAUCAAACAGUCCAUACCCUAGAUUAUCCCAAUGCUGUGUUGAGUUUGGGUGUUGCUCCCAACGAUCAAACUGUGGUGGCCGGUAUGGUUGAUGGCCUGAUUUCUAUACAAAAUAUGGAAGCUCCUGCCCGUCCCAAACAAGCGAAAUCACGUCGUAAGGCAAACAUUAUUUCUGCCAAACCCGAUAUUGCUGUAGAUCAUCAGAUUACCGAAGAACAGAGACUACGUCUGGAGAAAUACGAUAGACAUUUGAAACGUUAUGAAUAUAGUAAAUGUUUGGAUUCGGUUAUGGGUCGUGGCUUGUCAACAAAAUCUCCGGAAAUAAUUGUGAGUGUUAUGCAAGAAUUGAUACACCGUAAGGGUUUGAAUCGCGCACUGGCGCCGCGUGAUGAUGCAUCAUUGUGUCAAAUUAUCGGUUUCAUCUGCCGUUAUAUUAGUGAACAUCGUUUUAUGCGUGUUCUCAUCGAUGUAGCUACCACACUACUCGAUGUCUACGAAGAUAAGAUACACACAUUUACCGGUACUGUGGGUAAAAAGUUCCUAGAAUUGUCAUAUGUUUUGGAACGUGAAGUGGCAAUAACCUACGAUCUAUUGGAAUUGCAAGGCUCUUUGGAAUUGCUGACGGCUGCCGCUGAUGUCUCCAAUAAUCAAGAUGAUGUCAUACAUUUUGUUCAGGAUACAAAUAGAACGUCCAAUUUGAAACAAUCCGUAAUGGCUAAGGAAUCAUCGGUAGUUACGGUAUAAAAUUU
Musca vetustissima is the source of this 1586-nucleotide messenger RNA. Its product is annotated as U3 small nucleolar RNA-associated protein 15 homolog. Gene Ontology annotation, cellular component: nucleolus. The coding region runs from base 1 to 1581 and encodes 526 amino acids. The record is from RefSeq and is a predicted model, not a curated record. The transcript has 2 exons. Gene Ontology annotation, molecular function: protein binding. Gene Ontology annotation, biological process: positive regulation of transcription by RNA polymerase I; rRNA processing. NCBI's taxonomy places the organism in Eukaryota, Metazoa, Arthropoda, Insecta, Diptera, Muscidae.